UCACCCCAACCCGUCCCAAUCCCGGCAAAUCCCGGUGGGUGUCUCUCCCUCCGUCCCCCGGUGCCAGCCGGAACCGGGAUGGGCAGACACCCCUGCUCCCUGCAGCCCCCGCUGCCCCCGCCGGGCGAGGAGGAAGAUGAGGACGAGGAGAAGGACGAGGACGAGGAUGACGACGAGGACAUGGCGGGGGACGCCGAGGGCAUCCUGCGCUACGAGGAGCGCAUCGCCGGGCUGCUGGUGACGGUGGCCCGGCUGCACCGGAGAGCCGAGCAGCUGCAGCGCCGCACCGGCAGGGAGGAUGAGGAGGGCUGGGAGGGCACCGCCAGCCUCCCCGUUGCCGGCCCGCAGCCCCGGCGCCUCACGGGGACGCACGACAUCGGUGUGGAAGCCCCUGGCCCCGACCUCUUUGCCGACCUGCAGCACGCCGUCAGCUCGCUGGAACGCGCCGUCUUCUCCCGCCACCGGCGGCCACCGGCACAGCCUGCGCCCGGCGAGGAAUGGGCGCGGGCGGCCAAGAGCCUGGAGGAGCUGGACCGGGCGGCGGGCUGUGCCGGGAGGGCGACGCACCGGGGUCCGGAGGAGGGAGCGGGCGAGGGGCUGCCGGCGGAGGAGGCGGCGGUGGCGGCGGCGGCGGCGGCGAGGAACGCGGCGUUGCGGGCGGCCUUGGGCCGCCGGGACGAGGAGCUGAGCCGGGCCACUGCCGCGCUGCGGGCGCUGCGGGGGGAGCGCGACCGGCUGCAGCAGAAGGUGUGGGACCUGCGGGAUGCUCUGUCCAGGCUGGAGGAGCCGGGGGGCUCCGGCAGUGACACCCCCGCGUUCGGCAGCCCCGUGGGGCUGGGGGAGCCCUGGCUACCCCAGGUGAGUGUGGGGCCAGGGUGGGCUGCAGGGUGGGGGGUCGCGGGGGGUGGAUCCUGCCCCGGUGCCGGGGGGCUCUGCCUGUCCCCUCUGCAGGAUUUGUCCCAGUAUGGCGAUGGCGCUCAGCCCCACAGCCCCCUCUCCCCCCAACCCUCGGAGGGGGCUGGCCCGGAGCGGGAGGAGCAGGUGCAGCAGCUGCAGGGGUGCCUGGAGAGGCUGCAGGAGGUGAACCGGCGGCUGGCGGCCGCGCUGCAGGAGUGCAAGAGCGACGCGGAGCGGCUCAGCAUGGCGCUGGGCCAGCACGAGUCCCGCAGCACCGCCCUGCGCCUGGCCCUGCGCUGCAGCGAGCGCUGCGGGGGGGCCUACGCCGCCCUCCUCGACCUGGUGCGGGAGAAGGUGGGAAGGGAGGAGGAUGGUGCCCGUGGCGGAGCUGCAGGGGAGCCGAGCCCGGGACAUGGAUGGGGGUCCAGCCCCACGCCGACAGAGGGGCCGCGGCUCCCGGGCCGAGCGGAGCCGGACGGCCAGGAGGAGAGUGGGGAUAGCGGCUCUCCCAGACUGCAGAGCAUCCCGGUGCCCCGCGGGAUGGAGGAGGGGGCCCUGCGGGAGCACAUUCGCCGGCUGCGCGCGGAGCAGGCGGCCGUGGAGGCGUCCCUGCACGACGCCCCGGCACCCGCCCGCGGUGCCACCCGCCGCAGCGAGGACGCCCGAACCCGGGCUGAGCGGGCGCUGCGGGACGCCAGGGCUCUCCUGCCCGGCUGGAGGCGGCCGGAGAAAGCGGAGCUGCUGCGGGACUUGGCGAUGCUCAAGGAGGCCAUGGCCGACCUGAAGACGCGGCUGCAGCUGGUGGAGAGGGAGAAGCGGGGCCUGGAGGUGCUGGCGGCCGCGCAGGGGCCGCGGGAGGCCGCGCUGCGCCUGGUGCUCCAGCAGCUGCAGCGGGAGCGGGACGGGGGGCCCGGCUGCCCCCCCAGCCCCCCCAGCAGCCCCAGCAGCAGCGAGGAGGACGCCCAAAGCGACCGGGUGGGAUCGGCGACUCCGCGGCACCCUCCGGACCCGGAGAGGACGAGGGAAGAGCUGCUCCGCGCCCUGGCCCGAGCAGUGCCGCCAGCCGCGCGCAGCAGGCGCAGUGCGUCACCGUCACCGCAGACUUCUUCCAGGCUCACAGCGCGCUGGCCCUGGCGUACCGCGGUGCCCGGCGGAAGCAGGCGGCCCAGCUGCGGCGGCUGGAGGCGCAGGCGGGUGCCCUGCGCAGGCAGCACGCCCGGCGGGCGCAGGCGCUGGCCCGCAGGCUGCAGACCCUGGAGCAGGGGACGGCCGGCAGCGAGACCUGCAUCUAGGGACCCCCCAUCACCCCCAAGACCCCCCAUGACCCUCAACACCCUCCAUCACCCUCAUCACCCUCAAGACCCCCAUCACCCGCAACACCCCCCAUGACCCUCAACACCCCCAUCACCCCCAAGACCCCCAUCACCCUCAACGCCCCCAUCACCCCCAACGCCCCCAUCAUCCCCAACACCCCUGUCAUGCUCAAGACCCCCCAUUACCCCCAACACCCCCA
Chroicocephalus ridibundus (black-headed gull) is the source of this 2410-nucleotide messenger RNA. RefSeq names its product USH1 protein network component harmonin binding protein 1 (gene USHBP1). The transcript is spliced from 13 exons. The coding region runs from base 79 to 2286 and encodes 735 amino acids. Gene Ontology annotation, cellular component: cytoplasm. Lineage: Eukaryota; Metazoa; Chordata; Aves; Charadriiformes; Laridae. Gene Ontology annotation, biological process: negative regulation of canonical Wnt signaling pathway. The record is from RefSeq and is a predicted model, not a curated record.